Messenger RNA from Salvia miltiorrhiza (redroot sage), 2453 nucleotides. RefSeq names its product histone deacetylase 19-like. The record is from RefSeq and is a predicted model, not a curated record. Gene Ontology annotation, molecular function: histone deacetylase activity. The transcript has 8 exons. The coding region runs from base 719 to 2218 and encodes 499 amino acids. Lineage: Eukaryota; Viridiplantae; Streptophyta; Magnoliopsida; Lamiales; Lamiaceae.
CCACCUUUUGGCUUGUAGACCUAGUUGUGAUGCUCGGUUCGGAAGACGUCGUCAUGUACCCCCUUCGGAGGUAUUCUUCGUCCAUUUCAAAGAAUGGACGUCUCCACCGACAGAAGCAAAUCGUUCAGAUUCGAAGAGGAUGCACCAAACCGAGAAGUAUUUGUAGUAUUUAAAUGAAUAGGGGUGAGCUGAAUGGGGCAGAAAAAGCGGAUCGUCCUGAUCUCAUACAUUGGAGUCUCAUAUUGGUCUUGUACAAGACCACCUUUAGUUUAUAUGAGAAUUUAUGAAAUCGAUAAAAAAAUUUUGGAGUACUGAUAUUGGAGAAAAGGUAUUGUUACAAGUGUAUUGUUAAGUAGAUUGUGGAUAAAAAGUGUAAAUUAAAAGAGCAAAAUUGUGAAAAUUAUAUAUGGGGUAUUGUUCAAAAAUAAAAUAUGCAUAAAUUUGAUGGAUGUACCAAAAAGAAAGAGUAUGUAUAAAUAUGGAAGACAGAUAGAGUAACAAAUUUCAAUCGUACUCAAAUAAACCUCAAAAUAAAUAAAUAAAUAAAUAAAUAAAAUAAAAAUAAAGAAAGAAACUAAAAUGCAUAAAGCAGAAACUAAAUUUUUGGCAACAUUAUGGAAACCAACGGCGACUCCAAACACCCAAACCAUAAUACGACGAAAACAAACACACAUCAUUACUCACUCCUGCUGUGGCGGCAGCUCCCUCUUUCAGGGUAAUGGAUACUGGAGGUAACUCUUUACCGUCUGGAGCAGACGGGUCGAAAAGAAAAGUGUGCUAUUUCUACGACCCUGAGGUUGGAAAUUACUAUUACGGCCAAGGUCAUCCGAUGAAGCCCCAUAGAAUGCGCAUGACUCAUGCUCUUCUCGCACAUUACGGGUUGCUGCAAAACAUGCAUGUCUUGAAGCCAAACCCUGCUCGAGAUAAGGAUCUUUGCAGGUUUCACGCAGAUGAUUACGUCUCUUUCUUGAGAAGAAUCACCCCGGAGACGCAACAAGAUCAGUUGAGGCAGCUGAAGAGAUUCAAUGUUGGGGAGGACUGCCCUGUUUUUGACGGCCUUUAUUCCUUCUGUCAGACCUACGCUGGAGGCUCCAUCGGUGGUGCUGUGAAGUUAAAUCACGGACAUUGUGACAUUGCCAUAAAUUGGGCCGGUGGGCUGCACCACGCCAAAAAAUGCGAGGCUUCUGGUUUCUGCUAUGUCAAUGAUAUAGUGCUGGCCAUUUUGGAACUCCUUAAAACGCAUGAGCGUGUCUUAUACGUGGACAUCGACAUUCAUCAUGGUGAUGGAGUUGAAGAGGCUUUCUAUAUAACUGACAGAGUCAUGACUGUUUCCUUCCACAAAUUUGGAGAUUAUUUCCCUGGUACUGGGGACAUACGAGAUAUUGGAUUCGGAAAGGGGAAAUAUUACGCGCUUAAUGUCCCGUUAGACGAUGGAAUCGAUGACGAAAGCUAUCAAUCCUUAUUCAAGCCAAUUAUUAGUAAGGUAAUGGAGGUUUAUAGGCCUGGAGCAGUGGUCUUACAAUGCGGGGCUGAUUCCCUAUCCGGGGAUAGGUUAGGCUGCUUUAACCUCUCAGUUAAAGGUCAUGCAGAGUGUGUCAGGUUUAUGAGAUCUUUCGAUGUACCCCUUCUUUUACUCGGUGGAGGUGGCUACACGAUACGCAAUGUCGCUCGUUGCUGGUGUUACGAGACAGGAGUGGCGCUUGGGAUUGAGGUCGACGAUAAGAUGCCACAGCACGAAUAUAUAGAGUAUUUUGGCCCAGACUACACUCUUCAUGUUGCUCCGAGUAACAUGGAAAACAAAAACUGUCGGGACAUGCUCGAAGAAAUAAGAGCAGAGCUUCUAAAAAAUCUGUCAAGACUUCAGCAUGCUCCAAGUGUUCAGUUUCAGGAGCGGCCACCCGACAUUGAACUACCUGAGGUUGACGAAGACGAAGAAAAUAAGGAUGAACGGAAACGCCCUGAUUCGAACGUUAACAUUGAUUAUGAAAGGAAUUCUACGCCUAGCAGGGUGAAGAUGGAAUUUGUUGAACCUAUGGCAAACGACAAGAACGACGAGGCCGUGGAUGAACUUGCUCGAAAGAUAGAUUCAACACUUGCGCCUACAAGCUCAAAGGGCUCAAUGGCAGCUGCAGAAGUAGAUGGCAUGCAAUAUGUUAAGCUCGAGAAGGAGAACACGAAAACCCUACUCGAUGAGCUUGCCCAGAUGGAUCAGCAUUGACCUUUCAUCGAUUUGAAAAGACAGAUCAGACAAUGAAGUGCAACUCAAUUGGUAGGCAGUUUAGAUUGCAUGCAUGGGAAGUGGAAAAAUUGUCCUACCGCGUGGGCAGGACAAUAUGCAGGUCGUAGUGAAAGUCCUAAGAUUAUUCUUGAAGUUGUAGCGGAUUAUGAUAUUUGGAUAUGGAUUAUUAUUUAGCUGAUGGUAUAAAUCUUAAAUGGUCUACCCUUGUGCAAAC